Messenger RNA from Plodia interpunctella (Indianmeal moth), 9684 nucleotides. RefSeq names its product Stac-like (gene Stacl). Gene Ontology annotation, cellular component: extrinsic component of cytoplasmic side of plasma membrane. The coding region runs from base 1037 to 4435 and encodes 1132 amino acids. The record is from RefSeq and is a predicted model, not a curated record. The transcript has 24 exons. NCBI's taxonomy places the organism in Eukaryota, Metazoa, Arthropoda, Insecta, Lepidoptera, Pyralidae. Gene Ontology annotation, biological process: skeletal muscle contraction; positive regulation of voltage-gated calcium channel activity; positive regulation of protein localization to plasma membrane. Gene Ontology annotation, molecular function: protein binding.
UUUGCAUGUCGGUCGAGUUGAGUGCAUGGCAGGGCAGCAUCGGCAGAAUGGCUGGCAUGGCGCUCAGUCCUUCGCAAGCCAGCGAGCGCGCCGCCCGCCCGCCGCGCUGCCCUACCCGCGCCCAAACGCGCGACUUAAACCCAAUGGACUACGAUCGACUAAACGACAAAAAAAAAUACAGUUACCCACAAAACAAACCCCACAAUCAUCGAACGAAGCGUGUUACCUCUAAAUAAUAAAUUCACUCACUUUCAACAACUUUUCCGACUUUCAGUAACGAGUGAUAGACACGUCGCCCCAUUUUUUGUGAAACCUAUCCUAAUCACAUUUUGUAGACACAUCAUGAAUCCUAAAGAGCUAUAUCGAAAUCUAUUUAUACACAAAAAACGACUGAAAGUUUCUGAUUGCAACCUUUGAAACGUUUACACAGCUGUUUAUAAGAACUAUUUACACUGUUUUGAAAAAUUAUUUUACCCUCUAAUAACACCCGUUUACGCUUAAGAACUUUGACCAAAUAACAUUGGAAUAUAUCAAAACUUAGUGUAAAGUCAUAGUGUAAUAUUAUAAACUAGUAAAAAUAUAAAAUAAUAUUUAGUGAGUGUUAGCUCAACAGUUUGAAAGACAAGUGUUUACGUAGACUUUCAGUUGUAACAUUGUGAGUGUUAGUGAAUUUUGUGACCAUACUUAUUUCAAACAACCCUUAUUGAUACUGGAUUAGUUGGUUCAAGAUGCGUUAUGAAGAACUGUGACCAGUGUUACGAGAAUAGUUUCCCUCCCUACCUACUUUUUAUAGCUCAAAAUCCCUUCCUUAUACAUUCCUAAUUUAUUUUUCAACUAAGUACGAAAUCGACGUCACUUCUCAAAACAUUCCACUCUGUCGUAAGUUUCCAACUUAUGACUUGAUUCAUUUUAAGUUUUUCCAAUACGCAUGUCAUUCAUGAGAUCGCAAAACAAAAGUAUUAUCAGUAACAUCAAGUGACGCGCGUAAUCCUCUUCGGAGGGCGCGAGGGGCCGGCGCGAUGCGGUCUCGCCAGGGAUGUACGUAAUAUAUCCAGCGGAUGAAGUAGUUUCCCUGACUUACAACUCGCAGACGCUGCCACGGCUUCGGCAGCGGCCCACCCUCGACGUCCUCGUCGGCCCGUUGCCGUCUGCGACACACAGCGCGCUGCCCCCAACCCCGACCCCCGCCCAGCCCCGCGCCGCUUCCGUUCCCAAAACGGCGCCCCCGGAGCCCGCGGAGCGCGCGCCGGCCUCGCCGACGCCGUCCAUCGAGAGGCCGGCUAAGCUGCGCGAGCGCACUAAGGCGAAGCUCUUGAAAAAGCUUGGCCGCAAUGAACCCAACGAUUUUGGCAAAAUUGUUAGAACCCCUGCCCCCGAUGAAUUCGAACUACCCGCCCCCUUACCCACGCCAGCUUUCUCCAGAAAAAAUAUAUUUGAUAGAGAUUUCGAUGCACUGUUCGAAGUAGCAACAUCACCACAAUUCACGGCGAAAAUUCGCGUAACUACGCCCGAGCCUGAUCACCUUUCUGAUGUGUCUGCGCCACACUUUUCGCCUUCUUCUUCCUCCCUCAGCCUGCUCCCUCCUCGGCCAAAUUCCGAGCCUGCACCCAGCAUCUCUCCCUCGACCUCUCUCCGAGCCUCCACAAACUCAACGCCUACCGGACACCGCUCGUCAAUAGAAGGUCCGAAUUCAAAGUCGAAGAAAGUAAGUUUCUUCAGAAAGCUGAGUCGGUCACGGGACAAGGAGGCGUCCCCCCCACGGGGGCGCGUCAUGCAGCAGCCCUCCCUGGAGAUGGCUUUGAGAGAACUCACGCACCCAACUCACAAUGAGCAGCUUAAAAAUCAACAGCAAGUCACAUUCAAAUUGGUCAAAACCGUGUCAGACUUCACCACACAACUGUCUCAAGUGUACGAGCGACAUUCGGCGGAACUCCAAAUCCUCGUCGCCAACUUCCGAAAACGGAACAGCGAACUUAGAAAAGAGAGAGCAACAUGUCCUUCGUCGCUGUUCCACACUUGGGAGACCUUCCUUCAAGAGGUGGAGGCAGAUGUGUUGGGGUACAGCAACGCAGCUACAUCCCUGGACAGGCUGGUAGCGACACCGCUGGUCGACAGGACCUUCCAUAUGAAGGUGCAGGCUAGGAAACUCUUCGCGCAUCGAGAAGGCUGCGAGGUUGUACUGGGAAAGGCGGAUGAUCAAUUGAUUAAGACUCGUCAAGACUACCGCACGGCGUUCCUUAACUACUGCAGCAACCCGAGUCCGGCUGCCCUGGCCACCUACUACGACUCCCACAACACCUACGUACAGCAACUCACCGCUACCAACGCUAUGCUGGACCAGUAUCACAAGCACACGCUGCCUACCAUUCUACAGGAACUAGAAGAAAUUUUGACCGACGUGACGACGGCGGUGAGCGACGCUAUCUGCCAGGGGGGUGAGAUUAUCACCGAUAAGUCGAAUAACCAACUACGCCGCUACGAGUCGCUCUGCGCGCAAGCACGGGCGGUCUCAAGCACAGCGGAUCUGGCGCACUUGGCGAGAACGCUACUGACCAACCAGCCGGCGAUGAAGCCGCCCCGGAGGCUGUUCCUGCCACCCUACCCGCCUGAACCGGACGACCCGCCUCUUGAUGUGCCUGCGGAAAGCAUGCCUCCGGUUCUUCGCGGGGAGAUCCUGUUAGAUCGGAUGGGUCCUCAGGCCCGCCUGAGCUACGAACAGCUUCGAAAAGACGCGCAGGAUCUAGAGUUACAGAUCAAGCAAUUACAGGAUAGUCUCGAUUCCCUUGUUCGACUUCAAAAUCGUGGAUUGGAAGGAAACCUCUACAAUAAAGUCAAUGAGGUCCAGGAGGACAUAUCUAUCAAGAAGUACGACUACAGAGCCACUCAGUUACAUCUUGCAGCAGUUCGAGCACAAAGAGAGCUGUUCGCAGCCAAAGCAGACAGUGGAUCAGCAGCUGUAGAUCGAAAGCUAUCGUCUUCAUCAGCUGGCAGUAUGAAGAAUAAGUGGCUCAAAGCCUUCCGAAGCCUGAAGCCUCCCAGCGCACCUCCACCUCACGCAGCUCCACCAGACAAAAAAAAUCAAAUGUACCACGCGGUGUCAACGGUAAUGGCGAUGAGAAGGAAUGGAGCAGCUCGCGAGGCUCGCGCUGACUCGGAUGUCCAUAAUUUCCAAGAAUACACUUAUAAGAAAAUUACCCCUUGCGAUGUCUGCUCACAAGUGCUUAGAGGGCAUACCAGACAAGGGUUGAGAUGUCGUCUUUGCAAGAUGAACGUACACACAGACUGCAUGCCUCAAGUGGGCAAAUGUCAGACCAAGUCUCGACUCUUGCGCAGGCAGAAGAGUACGUCAGAGAUAGAAGCCCAUAGGGUUCAGGAGACAGCAUUCGACGAAGAAAAGGAGGAAGUGGAUCAGACCUACCAAGUUCUGAAGCGGGCCAACGAAAUAGCGAAGCCGGGUGGCGGGGAAUCCCGCGGGGGCCCGGUAGUGCGCGUGUCGGCGCCGGAAGAGACCCCCCCCGCGCGCUCGCCGGCGCGGCCGUCCGGCGGGCUGGCCGUCGUGCCCCAACCUAUCUCCUCCUCCUCAGGCGGGGUGCCGCGGGCCGACGGUGGAGUGCGGCGGCGUCUGUUCGCCGGCGUCAAGAGUUUAUCCAUGUGGGGCUCGCGCUCUCGCCACGGGUCGCCGCAGCACCGGUCCAUUUCUCUGCCAGAAACGCCGCACUCGCCGAGACGUCAAAAAUUGAACCUUAGGAUGAAGAGCCUCUCUUUGGACUCGCCGGAGUGCGGGGAGCUGCGCCGCAGGCCAGGCCGGGACCAACCUUCGCAGGGCAGCAGAGUACUCUGUAAAUGCAGAAUGCUUAGCAUGAGACAUGGCUUUCAUAGAGUAAAUAAUCACACGAUUUGCAAAUACACAAUUUCAUCGCCGUCGUCGCCGGUACACAGCAAAAGGCUAUUGAGUGCUCGUGGAGGUCGCAUGAGCAGCGUCGAACUGCCCGAUGAGCCUGAUAAGAGCUUGUCUUCGAAUAGCGCAAGCCCGUGUCCAUCACCCGUCAAGCAGGCUUUAAAGCACCAGCGUCUUUUGCCGACAAACUUGUACGUGAUCCUUUACAACUUCAAGUCGCGUCAUGCUGAUGAACUGGACCUCAAGGCUGGGUACAAGGUCACGGUCAUUGACACCUCCGACCCUGACUGGUGGAAGGGCAAAUGUUUGGGGAAAAUCGGAUAUUUCCCGUCGAAAUACUGCACCAAGUUGCAAGCGGGGGAACGACCGCUGCAAGUCACCCAUAAUUUGCAGGUCUCUGACGGUGAUAACGGCCUGAUGUUGUUGCGUGAUCAAAUAGUCAUCCAGGUUGGUGAUGAGGUCGAUGGGAUGGUGAUGAUUCGCUCUGGUGACAACCGCCAGGGCGUGUGUCCCGUGAAGUUCCUGCAGGAGGUGUGACGAUUCAAACUGCCUAUCUUCGAUAUCAUGAAGAAACGCGGGUCUCUAUUUGAAGAAAGAAAUAGGCUUCAAGAACCUAAAUACACUAGGAGUGCUCCCGUCACACCUUGUGACAGCGAAACAUCAACAUGGUCGGACAAGACUUGGGGCAAUGUCAAACAUUACGAUUCAGGGUCAGAAAAAGCUAGUUAUGAAGAGUCUGCAGAUGGGGUGUGGUGGUGGCGAAGACCUUUAGAUGUCCGAAGAACUCAAUGCCGUCGAUGUGGCGCCUCGUCAUCCACUAGACCGUUAAGGAUGAUGCCAUGCGCUGGAAUCGCCCAAGACGACGUCGAGCCAAGUGGAUCAAGACCUUUGAUGUCGCGCGAUCGCCCACUACUUUUCGUAAGGCAAAUUUUCUUGUAGUUUUAUUAACACUCUAGUCGACAUUGAAGUCACGAUAUAAGUGUUCCAGCAACAAUAUUUGUGAUUAUAAUUCAUGAACGUAGAGAUCCUUAGUCACUCCGUGUAGUGUGAAUCCGCUUCUAUCUAUAAAGUUAUUGUCGCCGAUGAUGCUGGAUCCAAAAGUCAUCAUUAAUGUAAUACCAUUUUACAAAUGGUGUAGUUAAGGUGAAAAGGCAUAGUCUUUUCAUUCAAUGCGUGUACAAUUUAUGCUCUCGAUACAUAAAAUCAUUAUUUAUUCCCAUUGUCAGUGACUUUAGUCUAUAUUUGUCAGUUAUUUUAAAUAAAUUCAGACUAAGUAUUUUUUUGAUUCUGGGCUUGGUCAGCUUGGUAAAGCUGACAUGACACAGUAACAAGUAAAAUAAAUUAUAUUAAUAUUAAUUUUGUGUAUUUUUCCAAUACCACCAAAUUAUAUGUUUGAGGAAUGUUAACUAAAUAUGAAACACAAAAUUAGUUUAACGAGUACCAAUUUUUUUCAGUAAAAAAAACAUUUAAAUUUUGGGGACAUGAAGCCAACUCGGGUUUCUCUUCUAAGGCUGUGUCCCCAGUAGGCAAACUGUUAGUGGCCGACAGCGUACAUCGGCAAACAGCGUACAGUGAGCGCGAAUAUGCAAACUGUGGACACUCCAUUUCAAUUAUAUGGAAGUGAGUACUAAAUCGAUACACCGCCGCAAACUCAGUCGGCCGCUAACAGUUUGCCUACUGGGAACACAGCCUAAGUUUUCUUCGUCGCCGUCUCAUAUUGAAAUUACCAAUAUACUUAGAUACCUACAGUUUGUAAGGAGGUUCUUGAAAUCGUAUAGAGCGCAUAAACUGUAUAAUUCGAGUAAUACCUACAAAUAGUCGAAAUUUAAAAUUAUGGUAAUUUUAGAAACCAAAUAACCUGGUAUAAUUAUCAUUCCAGUAGCUUACAAUUAAUUCAUCAUCACUAUAAUUAUUAUUGAUGUGCCCUAAUUAAAAUUCUUUGUAUGGAUUCGCGUGCAUCCUCUAGUCUAGUGUAUUUAGGGUUAGCCAUAUAGAAGUGACCCUUAGAUCACGCACGGAACAAUUUUGUGUACAGAUUGUUUUAUAUAGUAUGUUUAACACAUGGCCUACAAACAUCGCGAUUCCUUAUGUUUAGUAUACCUUAUAUUUAUUGAAUAUUAUACACGGUAAAUAAAAUGUUAUGUGUAAUUAGGCCCUUAUCUAAGAAUGAUGAAUGAAACGUUUUAACAUAUCAUUUUCUCAUAUUUGUUAAUUUAAUGGUGAUAUAACGAAUUAUUAAGCAUUAUUUAUUAUGCAAAUUUUGGAAAAUUUAAUGGCCCUCGCUAUGUUGCUGCCUAAAAUUGAAUUUAAUAAUUUUGUAAAUCCUAUAUAUAUAUGAAUAUAUAAUAUAUUAUAUAGAAACUUUGAAAUAUGCAUUUUAUAAGUAAAUAAAAUAAGUAUAGUUAUUAUCCGUAUAAUUCCUUAAAAUGGUUAAAAUGUGGCAUUAUGCUAUUAUAAAGAUUUUUAUGUUAUUUAUGUAUAAAAAAUUAUUUUUCGAAUGAAAAUGUGUAAAAUAUGUUUUUAGUUAGGACAACACACAUUUCGUUAUUUUAAUUUGUUAAAUAAAAAAUAUUAGGUGCCUAAAGUGAAAAUGUAUUAUAUCAACAUAUUCUACUAAAUGGGUAGGUCUAGUCUUUAUUCACACAACAUAUGUACCUAGGUAUAUCAAAAUAUCUAAAAAAUAAAAAAAGAGUUUUGUUGCAUCUUACAUUAUACUCAUUCAUUUAAUAUUGUAAUUACAAAAGAUGAAAUUUAAAUAAAGUUCAUUCGUUUAUAAUCUCAGAAAAUAUCUUCCUAGAUCUUUUAAAAAAGAUGUGUUAAUAUACCGUGCCAUUUUUAAUAGUUUAGCUAUUAUCCACAAAAAUAGCAAGAUUUUUUAUAUUCUAAUAUUUACUAACUUAUAUCAAGUAUUAUUAUUAUUGCUUUUCGGGCCAGCUGACAAACAUGCACAUAUUUAUUUUAGAGAUGAACUUGUGAUCUCUAAAUAUGCCAUUUAAUAAAUAGUUAAGAGUGACCAAGCUACCUUAUUCGGUGAUAUCAUAAUUCGCCUAUUGUUCUAUAUGUACCUAAACAUAAUUCUCUUAAAACAAACGAAAUGAAUUUCAGGUGGGUAUUGUACUAACGAUCUUAUUUUACUAAACACAAACAUUAAUGUUAAAUAAAUAUAUUAAUUACCUAUUUAAUAAUAAAAAUGCUAUUAUAAUGUAAUGUGUGAAACUUAAAUUUUAAGCAGAAUUUUUGUUAUUAUCGUUUACUAUUUAUUUAUUCAUACUUACAGGAAAAUAUUAAUUUUGAUACAUCAAAAUUGUCCUUCUAUAAUACGACGUCUUCAUAAUCUAUUUAUAUACGAGAUUUACCGUGCAUUGCAUAAGUAAUUUAUUGGAUUCACUGAGUUUGAAAAUAAUGUCAGCGCCCAUACUCUUUUGCGUUAAUUACGCAUUUAUGUUAAUUUACAGUCAAUUAAUAUUAUUUUUAUAUAGCUAAUAACUCGUAUGUUGAUUGAUAUAGCAUCUGUAGCAACAUUUUAUAAAAAAACGAUUACCUAUAUUGAUAUCCACUACUUUCCCUUUUAUGGGAUACAUAUAUUUUUUGUUCAUAUAAUGAACCGUCCCCUUGGAGUUUUAAGUACUUUAACUGAAACCUUAUAUGAAAUAAUAUUUAUGCAUACAUAGCUGAUUAUGAAAUUAUAAGAACCACACUGCGUAUGUAAGGCUAUAUUUACACGUUGUAGGAUACAAGUUAUUUAUAGCUUGAUUAAGUAAUAAUAAGUAUAUUUUGUGUGUUAAAAUACGUAUACAUAAUGCGAUCGGUGAAAUAGUAGGUUAGAUUAUUUUUAAUUUUAUUUCAUUAACGAUGAAAGCAAUUUUGAAAAAUAGAUACCUAAGUAUACGUAAUGGAAAGUUAUUAAAAUACUUUACUUUCGGUCGCGUCAAAUAUAAGUUUAAUUUAUUCGCAAUGGGCAUGGAACAUGGUUGUUACUAACACAAGCUAAAAAUAAAACUAAAAUAAUUUUAAAAAAUCAUUCCGAAAACAAAACUAUGUCACAUAAAAAUAAACAUAUUCUAUUUUAAUUUUUAAAUUUAUUGAUUGCUCAGGCUAGAACAGUCAUGAAUGCACCUUAAGUGUGUCCUUACCUAUCAUACAUAUAUAUAUAUCAUGGAAUUAGUAGGUACCGGAGUACCAACUAAUACCAUGGUACUUACCUAUGAAACCUACGAUGGUAAGAAGAAUGAAACAACGAAAGAUAGGCUGAUAAAAUGUAGAAAAACAGGAUUUAUAUCAAAAUGUACAUCUUACAAUUUGUGCUUUCAUUUAAUCUUUUGUCAAAUUCACUAAGUAUAAUAUUUUUAAAACCAACAACAACCUUAGUUUCUAUGAAAAUUAUGAGCAGAAUUCAUGUUAAAUUUACCCACACGUAAAAUAGGUGGAAAAUAAUUAUUUAGCUUCAAUGAAACAUUUUAGUAUUUUAGUCUGAAACAUUAUAGAAAUACUAAUAAUACCUAACCCCCGAGGAUUUAGAUAAUACACGUUAGGUACAUAAAGUUUAUUAACCUAAUUAAUAGUACCUAAUUUCUGAUGAAAAAAUCUUAAAUAUAGGUAGGUAAUUUGCUUACAAAUAUUACCUGUAAUAUUUUUUAGAUACACCAUAGUAACUACUUACCACCGAAAAGAACCAAAUUAACCUAAAAGUUAUUGUGAUAGAGGAUUGUAGGAAUACUUGCUAAAUUCCCAAGUGAGAUAAUUAUAAACAUAUAUCUGUCUAUCUAAAUGGAUAUUUUAGUAACUACGUAAUUAUAAAAUAUACAAAGUGAUGAAAAUAUUGUUAAAGUCACGUUAAAAUUUAAUAGCUGUUUGAUUUUUUUUCAACAUGGCAUUGGUAAUUGGUACACUCAUUAUGCACUUAGGUGAACCUACAUAAACAUCAAUAAAAAUCAACAUACGUAACUUAUUUUUUAAAAUGUUCAAUCAUUCAAGCUUUUAUUCACUUUUACAUAGUAUGAGUACAUAGAUAUCCGUUAUACAACUGAGAAAAAGGUAGUUUUUACGUUUGGUGCGAACAUAGCCCACCUACAGUUUUAUUAUAUACGUAUAGAUAAAUGUAAACAUAAAAAAUAUAUUAUGCAAAUAGCUUUUAAUUGGUAUACAGGGGCAUACAAUGCUCACUGAACUUGACAAGAAGAUGCAUAAUAAAUGCUUUCUACUGAAGUUUAUUACUUUUAACGUUAUUUAUAUUUAAACAAUGUUCUGUGAAUAUCUUUAAAUUUUUAUAAUAUAUGAUCUAAGCCUAGGAUGUUUCUAAUUAUUUACUGACCUAAUCACGAAGAAUCUUAACUUCUGAGUACAACAUAACGACUUUUAUUUUUUAUACCAGUGUGUGUCUAUAUUUUUAAAUGAACUAAAUACUUAUAUCAAAUAAAUUUUUCUAUGAUUAUUCCCUUCUAAGAAACCUUAGAUUCUUUCAGGGUGGUUCGCAGAGCGUUUUGACCGCUGCGGACAACCACCCUUCAGCGAAAUGCACAGUGUUCCAAUUAUCUGUGCCUGGAAAAAUCACAUAAAGUAUUUGUUAACCAUGGACACGAAUUAACAAUUAUAGAUUUUAGUAAUUACACCACGCCUAGGUUUAGUACUAUGUGAUGUAUGUACCAAAUGCAAUUUAGGGAUUUCGUAAAUGAAUGAUUGUUCAGUAAAAAGUAUAUGUCACUUGAUUUUUAAUGAUACGUACCUAUUUGUUAUUUGAUUUCAAUGUUUAAUAAUGUUGUGUUAGAAAUUAAAUAAAGAUUGUGUCA